AUGAAUGUCAUCAAAUAUCUUGGACAUUUAAACUUUUUUUCAGCCAUCGAGACGCCAACGUCUGGAGCUGUGUGUAUGACUGUUGAGCAUUUGAGGCCCACCGACAACUCAUCGCAAUUCUUUGAAUGUGCACCACUGAAUGACGAUGAGAUCAAAGGCUACUCUUUGAGCGAGAAAUAUUUGGGAAUUUGGAAUCUUCGUGAUUGUCCGCAAGAUCAUGCAUUCGAUGAGAGCAAACAGAAGUGUGUCGAGAAAAAGACGUUCCGAAGGCAGCAGACCACUUGUGCUCAAAACGCACAAGCAAUCGGCUGCUCAGCGCCUUGCCAAGUGUCCAACAAAGUCGCUGUGCAAGGAAUGGAGUGCAAUUGGAAGUCUUCAAACCUUCAGCUUGAUCCAGCCAGCAAUUCUUACUUUUUCCAAUGUGUUCCAACAACUCCAAGUGAUUCUUGUGGUGAAUGGACCCGAAUGCAAUGCUCACAGUCAACAGUUUUCUCAGCUGAGCUUAAUGUCUGCGUACCAGCGACUAUUAAAAACUCAUGUGAUAGCUCAACACAGACUGCUGUCUGCAAUUGCGGAAAAGGUUCCAAUUCUUGUCCGGGUUCCACAACCUGUCAAAAUAAUGUUUGCUGCCAACAAACCGACGUUCUCAACUUGAACAACUUGAUUCAGCAUCAAGCUCCAAUUUGUCCCGGAUCUCUAGUACCACCACUUGGAUCAUGCAACGAGCAGUGCCCCCAAUAUUCGGCCUGCACUCCAGGAAUUGGCUGCUGUCCAGUACCAGUAAAUGAACAACCAACCGGAACCAUCAAAAUUACUCUCUGUCCUGGUUCAUACGCUCCUCCACUUGGCCAUUGCGGCAGCUGCCCAUCAGGAACUGAAUGCAAUCAGCAACUUCAGAUGUGUUGUCCUCUCCAGAGGCAACCAUCAACGGAUAUUGUGUAUAAUGUAGUGCUUCUUUGCCCUGAUGGUACUCCAUCUUCCACUGCUUGCUCAAAGGGAUGUGGUCCGAACAACGCGUGCUUCCAAGGAGCAUGCUGCCCAAUCCGCUGCCCAGCUGGACAGAAUGCGGUUGGCUUCUGCUCAUCUGGUUCGUGUGGAGCUGGAAGCUGUUAUGCUCAGACCACAUGCUGUCAGGAGCCCGUCAAACUUCCAGUUUGUUCCAAUGGACAAAUUUCCCAAAAGAGAUGCUCAGUUAGUGCCGAAUGCGGACCAAACCUUGAAUGCUCAAACGGUGGAUGCUGCCCUAUUCCAUUCUGUCCUACAGGCGUUCAAGCCCGCGGAAGAUGCGACCAAUUCAACGGAUGUCCAGCUGGACAAAGUUGCAUGGAAGGACUUUGCUGCCCACUUCCAAGGUGUUCGAAUGGAAUCACUUCUCUUGGGUUCUGCACAAGAACUCUCGAUUGCGGAAGAAUUGGUGUAGAAUGCUCGAAUGGAGCUUGCUGCCCGCUUCCGACCUGCCCCAACAACGCAGCGGCAACUCAAAGAUGCUCAAGCGGCUGUAACAAUUGCUGUCCAACCGGCCAAACCUGCAUUAAUGGAGGCUGCUGUGAUCUUCCAAGCUGUCCAUCCGGAGGAAUCGCCAUUUCGAUCUGCAAAGGCAACUGCGGAAAUGGUUACGAAUGUGUGAACAAUGGAUGCUGCGCGCUUCCAAGAUGUCCAAGCGGUCUUAUGGCGGUUCAAAGAUGCACGAUGGGUAUUGGAUGCCCACCAGGAAAUCAAUGCGAAAAUGGUGUGUGCUGCGCAAUGCCAAUGUGUUCAAGCGGAACCAUUGCUUCGUCCGUUUGCGGAAUGGCUAAUUCCUGCCCAAUAGGAUACAUUUGCGAAGGUCGCGGAUGCUGCCCCGAACCUCUUCCAUUGUGCCCAAAUGGAGGAAGAUCGUCAAUGAGAUGCUAUCGAGGAGCCGAGUGCCCGCCAGGAUAUGGUUGCACACCUCUUGGUGGUUGCUGCUUAUUAUCGAUGGAGCCUGUAUGCCCAACCAGGUCGAACGCCGUUUGCCAAUGCUCGCCAAACAAUGCAUGCCCUUCCGGUUCGAGUUGCUCGAUGGGAACCUGCUGCUCCUCAAGCGUUAGCGCAAUUGUGUCGUACAGUGUUCCGGGAACCUCGUGUCAAUCGUCAAGCCAAUGUAACGGCUACACAAACAGUUGCUCGCAGUGUGUGCAAGGCAUUUGCUCUUGUGUUAACGGAGCUGCUUCAAAUGGUGCCACAUGCGAACGAAUGCCGGCCACUGUGUUGACAUUGGCCCGAAACGGUUGUGAUCAGUACGGCUCACCGUGCAAAUUCCUUUUAUCAACAGCAAGAAGGCGCCCGAUUUUUGCCCCAAUUGGCAAUAUGACCGAGCAGCCUCUGUUUUUCAAUGUUGCCUCGAAGAGGAAGUGUGUGAUGAAUAUUCAGAACUUUGAAUCCGAUUCCACUUGCCUUCCAAAUGAGAAAUGUAUUGACGGGGAGUGUCGAAUGAAAUUGUGGCCAGGUGAAUACGGUUGCCAGACAGAUCUUGAAUGCCAGAGUAGGUGCCCAAAUACCUAUUGUGAGAAGAAGAAGAGUGAUAAGAAUGUUCCACAAUGCCAAUGUAGUGAUGGAAUGUUGCUCUAUGGAAGAUGCUUCUCCCAGUGCCCUCGUGGCUUCCAUGAAUCCGGCGCAUUCUGCAUGCAUGAUGACGAGGAGAAAUUCUGGUCAGACGCCGAUGCACAAAACAAUCUCAAAGCAUUAUUAAACGCGGGUUCCUGCUAA
Molecule: messenger RNA, 2727 nt
Organism: Caenorhabditis bovis
Lineage: Eukaryota; Metazoa; Nematoda; Chromadorea; Rhabditida; Rhabditidae
Source: the annotation of a GenBank genome assembly